This is a messenger RNA of Dictyostelium purpureum, 3038 nucleotides long. RefSeq lists its product as uncharacterized. NCBI's taxonomy places the organism in Eukaryota, Evosea, Eumycetozoa, Dictyosteliales, Dictyosteliaceae. Gene Ontology annotation, biological process: generation of catalytic spliceosome for first transesterification step; mRNA splicing, via spliceosome; translation. Gene Ontology annotation, molecular function: structural constituent of ribosome; protein binding. Gene Ontology annotation, cellular component: U2-type catalytic step 2 spliceosome; Prp19 complex; ribosome. The coding region runs from base 21 to 3014 and encodes 997 amino acids. The transcript has 5 exons. The record is from RefSeq and is a predicted model, not a curated record.
CACCAACAAAUAGAUAAAUAAUGUUUGUUUCAAAGUUCACCCUCUUCGUCGAAAUUGGCAGAGUUGUCAUCAUCAACUAUGGUCAACACAUCAACAAAACAGCCAUCAUCCUUGAUGUCUUAGAUCAAAACAGAGCUUUAGUUGCUGGUCCACACAAUGGUGUCGAACGUCACAUCAUCAACUUAAAAUGGAUCAACUUAACUCCAUUAAAAGUUAACAUCCAAAGAGGUGCCAGAAUUAACACUUUAAAUGCCGCCAUCAAAGCUGCUGAUCUCCAAAACAAAGUUGCUGCCCUCACUGUUGUCAAAAAAACUGUUGCCAAAGCCACCAAACUCAACCAAACUGACUUUGAACGUUUCAAAUCUGCCCUCGCCAGACGUCAACUCAACAGAAAAGUUUCAGGUGAAGUUAAGAAAUUAGUCAACAUUGCCAACAGAGCCGCCCACAAAAAAGCUGUUGCCCAAAAAGCUGCCGACCAAAUUAUUAUUAUCAUGCCAUUAAUUAAUGAUAUGAAGAAUUUAAAUGUUGUUGAUGAGGAAUUUAUAGUUAAACCAAGCAUUGACGAUAUACCUUAUGAAGAGGAUGUAUCAAAAAAUCCAUUAUCAGUAAAUAGUUGGUUAAGAUAUUUAGAAUCAAAACAAGCAUCACCACAAAAAGAAAGAAAUUAUAUUUAUGAAAGAGCAAUUAGAGAAUUACCUAGAAGUUACAAGAUAUGGCAUCAAUAUUUACGUGAAAGAACUUUGGCUGUUAGAGGAAAAUGUAUUUUAGAUAGCUCAUAUGAAUCCGUAAAUAAUUUAUAUGAAAGAUCAUUAGUAUUUUUAGAUAAGAUGCCAAGAAUUUGGUUAGAAUAUUGCGAAUUUUUAAUUGGUCAAGAAAAAAUUACAAAAACUAGAAAAACAUUUGACAGAGCAUUAAUAGCAUUACCAAUUACCCAACAUUAUAGAAUUUGGAAUUUAUACACUAAAUUUAUAUCAAAAAAAACAGUACCACCAUUAACAUGUAUUAGAGUUUAUAAACGUUAUUUAAAGGUCCAACCAGAAAAAGUUGAAGAGUAUAUAGAUUAUUUAAUAAAGAUUUCAGAAUGGCAAGAGGUUGUAAAUCAAUUAAUCAAGGUAUUGGAUGAUCACAAAUUUAAAUCAAUUAAAGGUAAAACCAAGCAUGAUAUUUGGUUACAACUUUGUGACAUACUUUCAUCACAUCCAAAAGAUAUUAAGGGUAUUAAAGUCGAUGCUAUCAUUAGAAGCGGUAUCAAUAAGUUCACUGAUCAAGUUGGUAAAUUAUGGUCAUCAUUAGCAGAGUAUUACAUUCAAUUGGCACAGUUUGAAAAGGCAAGAGAUGUUUUUGAGGAGGCAUUAAAUUCAGUUAGUACAGCCCGUGACUUUAGUUUUGUUUGGGAAUCAUAUACUCAGUUUGAAGAUUCAUUAUUAACAGCAAAGCAGGAAUUAUUAGAAGACGAUCCAAGUGAUGAUAAUAUUUUAGAAUUUGAUAUGAUGGUCGAGCGUUACGAAUCUUUAAUCAAUCGUCAACCUUUAUUACUCAAUAGUGUCUUAUUAAAACAAAACCCAAAUAAUGUUAUGGAGUGGCAAAAAAGAGUUAAGCUUUAUACAGAACCAGUAUUCAAUGCUAAAAUGAUUGUCGAAACUUAUAGUGAUGCUAUUAAAACAAUCGAUCCACAAAAUGUCAAAGGAAAAUUAUCAAAUAUCUAUUCAUCAUUUGCUCAUUUCUAUGAAUCAAAUAAUAAAAUAUCUCAAGCUCGUUUAAUUUUUGAAAGUUCAUUAAAGGUCAAUUUUAAAACUGUUGACGACUUAUCUUCUUUAUACUGUGACUAUGCAGAAAUGGAGUUAAGAUUAAAGAAUUUCGAAAAAGCACUCGAUAUUUUAAAAAGAGGAACAGUUUCACCAAAAAAACAGUAUACUAUUACAGAAAAUGAACCAGUUCAAAAAAAAUUAUAUAAAUCAAUUAAAUUAUGGAGUUUUUAUGUAGAUUUAGAGGAAUCAUUUGGAACUUUCCACAGCACAAAGUCAAUAUAUGAAAAGAUGAUUCAAUUAAAAGUUGUUUCACCACAAAUCAUUUUAAAUUUCACAAGGUAUUUGGAGGAUAACAAAUAUUUCGAAGAUAUGUUUAAAGCUUUCGAACAAGGUAUAUCACUAUUUCCAUUCCCACACGUUCAUGAUAUUUGGAUAUCAUACUUAACAAAAUUUAUUAAAAGAUAUGGUGGAAUGAAGUUAGAGCGUACAAGAGACCUUUUCGAACAGGUUUUAUCAAAAGUACCAGCCAAGGAGUCAAUUAUAUUUUAUUUAAUGUAUGCAAAUUUCGAAGAGCAAUAUGGUUUAGCUCGUCAUUCAAUGGCCGUUUAUGAUCGUGCAUCAAGAUCAGUUGCCCCAGAAGAUAAAUACAAAAUGUAUCUCUUAUAUAUUCAUCGUGCUUCAGAGUUCUUUGGUGUCAAUCAAACUAGAGAGGUAUUUACCAAAGCUAUUGAAAAUUUACCAGAUGAGUUUGCUCGUGACAUGUGUCUUAAAUUUGCCGAUAUGGAAAGAAAGUAUGGUGAAAUAGAUCGUGCUCGUUCAAUUUAUAUUCAUGGUUCAGAAUUUUCAGAUCCAAGAACCUCACUUACCUUUUGGACAACUUGGAGUGAGUUUGAAAAGGCUCACGGUAAUGAAGAAACAUUUAAAGAAAUGCUUAGAAUUCGUCGUUCAGUUCAAAAUAAAGCUCUUUUAAUUUCUCCAACACAAUUAUUAUUAAAUAAACUAAAUAAUAAAGAACAAAUAGGCGAUACUAAAUCUCAAGCAAAUAAACCAGUACAACACCCAAUAGCAGCAAAUCAAACACAAUCACAACCACAGCCACAGCCACAACCACAGCCACAACCAUCACAACCUAUUCAAUAUAAUAAAAUAAUUAAAAACGAUGAUGAAAUAAAUUUAGAUGAUGAAGAAGAAGAGGAGGAAGAGGAGACUAUUAAUAUCGAACAAAAAUCAAUUCCAAAAACUUUAUUUGAAAAUAAUAUAAAAUAAAAAAGAGUUAUUGAUUUAAUUAAU